Messenger RNA from Phasianus colchicus (ring-necked pheasant), 1455 nucleotides. The record is from RefSeq and is a predicted model, not a curated record. NCBI's taxonomy places the organism in Eukaryota, Metazoa, Chordata, Aves, Galliformes, Phasianidae.
AUGGAGCACCUCUCCAAUGAGGAUAGGCUGAAGGAUGGGGCUCUUCAGCCUGGAGAAAAGAAGGCUGUGAGGUGUCCUGAUAGCAGCAUUUCAGUAUCUAAAGGGGAGAUGACACGUGAGCAGUAUAUUUUAGCAACACAACAGAACAGCCUUUCAAGGACUGAAAAUCCUCAAUUUUACCCAGUAGGGAUUUAUGGAUGGCGAAAGAGGUGCUUAUACUUCUUUGUACUUCUGCUGUUGGUUACCAUGAUUGUUAACUUAGCAAUGACAAUAUGGAUUUUGAAGGUCAUGAAUUUCACAGUGGAUGGAAUGGGAAAUUUGAGAGUCACUAAAAAAGGAAUACGACUUGAAGGAAUAUCUGAAUUUCUACUUCCGCUAUAUGUGAAAGAAAUCAAUUCCCGAAAGGAUAGCCCACUGGUCUUACAGUCUGACAGAAAUGUAACAGUGAAUGCGAGAAAUCACAUGGGACAGUUAACUGGACAACUGACAGUAGGCACGGAAGGGGCAGUGUUUGGACAUUCUGUGGAGACACCCCAUAUCAGAGCAGAACCUUCCCAAGACCUCAAACUUGAAUCUCCAACUAGAUCUUUGGUGAUGGAAGCACCCAGGGGAGUGCAAAUCAAUGCAGCUGCAGGAGAUUUAAAGGCUACAUGUAGAAAAGAACUGCACUUACAGUCUACAGAAGGGGAGAUAUUUUUAAAUGCAGAUACAAUCCGCCUUGGAAAUCUACCAGUGGGCUCCUUCCCCUCCUCUUCACCGAGCUCUUCAGCUCCUCGCCAGACUAUCUAUGAGAUCUGCAUCUGUCCCAAUGGUAAACUUUACCUGUCCCCAGCAGGAGCAGGCUCCACAUGUCAAUCCAGUAGCAACAUCUGCUUGUGGAGCUAGAAGGACUCCAAUUUAUCCUCACACCAGAAUAGCCUUUUGUUACUAUCCCUCUGCUUCACAGUUCUGCUCGGUUUCCCUUGUGACAAGUUCAACGCUUCAAAUGGCCUGCAGAGCAACUUCUUCCAGUGUAAGCAGGAAUACAGCGCUGCCUUCUCUCGUGGUUUGUGUUACCACUCAACGUAGAGAUGGGAGUGAGAUAUUCAGAAAUCAAUGUAUUCUUCAUCAGGAAACCUGGAACAUAAUAUCACCUUUUGUCCAAAAGGGAGAAUAACACAGGUGCCUUUGCUACAUGAAGUGAAGCACAUAGUUUUAGAUUUUUGCAGGACCUGGAUAUGAACUGCACAUAUAUAUACAGUACAUAAACAAAUUUGCCCAGAAUCUGAUGGUGAGAUGAAUUGGUUAUCCCUGUAUGAUAAUUAACUCUAUUGUCUGAAAGCACAAUUUUCCAUUCAUCUUUUUUGGAUGUAACUUUUAUCCCUGAAUUUUAAAAUUUUGAAGCAUUGUGUGAUGCUUGCUUUACUAAACAAUUAAAUUCAGUAAAUGGUUUUUAACACAAAAAGAGACAGAAUC